AUGCCUUCCAUAUCUUCUCUUCUGAAGCAUAGAAGUGAAAGUCAAAAUGAGAAUCGCAUGAGCUUGAGUUUAAGCGUGACUCCAGAGAAGUUACAAAGAAAAUCGAAGCGCAACUUCUUUCGAAACCUUUUCAAAAUCUCUAGCUUCUCCUCCAAAGACAAGCCGGGGAAGGAGCAGUCCGUGGUAACUUACUUUUCUAUUGAAUCACCGACAAUCCCAAUACAAACUCCUACAACCAACCCCUCAAGUCCCAUGUCGAAUCACAAUAAACCUCUUCCGCCGCCACCACCUUCAAUCAAGGAGUCUGCGUCUUCGGAAGCGAUAUCUUCUAGGCCUUACAAGAAACUAGAUAGGAUAAUCUCACCUCUUACGGAUCAAGAGCUUCGCGAACUAUUUUCUGGAGCUCCUCAGUUCUAUGCACGUUCCGAAGGUCAUCACACAGGCGCACCGUAUCCUAAGAUAGCUUUCCCUUGGGACUCAAGUUUGCAGAUACGAGAUCUGUCCGAUCAUGUGCAAAUACAAGAUGAGGCAUGGGGUUGUAUCACAGCGUGGCCGCAUAUCACGAGAGAAGCUCCAAUAAGUCUGGAAGGUGCGAAGGUUACUGAGAAACGCCGUGCCCAUUUUAUGCCACGAUGUCGCGAACGACCGAACAUGCUCAGUAUGCAGGGUAUUGAAAAGGGAACUGUGGGGUACCAAGCGGCUUUGGAGUUAGGUGUAGCCGAUGCGUUAAACGAACCCGAGGAGAUACAGCCUGAUUCUGGGCUCUAUUCACUUUUCUAUAGGCGAAGGGGAUUCGCAAAUGGCAAGGAUGGAAUAAGACCUCUCGAUGAGUCCGCUGUUUACGAACAUCUUAUGGAUAUUGGUGUUUCUUACCACGAGGAUCAAAUGCAUAGCCGUUCUACUGUUGAGCUUUAUUCCGAGCUAUUCACACAGAUUCUGUUUCCACCUUCUAGAGUUACCGAUACAGAUGAUCCUUAUAGUCUGCAGGUCCAAAUUGAGAAUCCGUCUUGGACAGAUACUAUGGGCCAGCAACUCGAAAGUGAUCUAGGAGAUGGCAUCUCUAGCAAUAGUGAAUCCACGAAUGACCCCGAGGAUCAGAAGUAUUGGCUGCUGUUGCAAAUAUUACUUUCGUGUGAGUUGUUAGUACGACUUGAUACAGUGUCUCAGAAUAUCGAUAAUGGUCUAGAGCCUGCUAAACCUGCCGAUGUUAAGAAGCUCGAAAAAAGUAUGACACCCAGUGUUAAGUGGUCGCUUAUCUUAGCUCGAUCCUGGCUCGAAAACAUUCGCAUUGAACAAAGUAUUGCCGAAAUAAUUCCAGAAAGAAAAGCUUCCGGGUGGUUGGCGUCGUUGACUGGAGCAUCAGCCUCGAUCGAGAAUAGUGCACCCCCCGAAAGUGUCCAGACAUAUCAAUUUCGUGGGAGAAAUGAGACUAGACAACUAGCCGGACUAUUACAUUUCGCUCAAAAGUUAAAAUGGCCUCAUUUGGAUAAAUUGAACGCAAAGGUCUCGUCAAAUGAUAUAUACAUCUCCGACAGUAUUCAAAAUACACCAUCUACCGGAACACCCAUGUCGGUUUCAACCCAAAAAACUUCUUAUUUUAUGAGUCAACGGCCUGUUCCACGACGAGGCUUAUCUAGAUCGACACAGAGAAUGUCUGCUCUGAUAAAUUCUUCUGGAUGGCUGUCAAAUUCUUACAUCAGCGGCCUGAUGCUCCCUGGUGAAGGUCUAAGCCAUUUUCUGAUCUCAACAUUAUUAGAAAAUGAUGAUGCUGCAGUCGAGAAAUUGGGAGACGAGGCCAAUCUGUAUGGUGGGUUUGUGUUCGGCCAGAGAAGCUUUUGGAGCACAGCUUGUAUAAUUGGCCGGGUCUUGGCUGCUGAUAAAAACUCGUCCGAAUGUAUGGGAUGGAUCUCAUCGGAUGUCAAACCUAGAGGAAUCUCUGGCGAGGCUUGGGUUAACAUAGAUGUUGAUACAGCAUCAGUAGAAGAUGCUACCACAGACACCCCUAGAAUCCUUCAAAAAGCUGUCAUUGAAAGGGAUGGAAGUGUUAUUGGUGGAGCAGAUCCUUCAUCAAUACUUCCGGGUGAUUUUGUUGCAGUUUAUGAUUCCCCGACAUUAAAUCCUCCAUCGAUAACUUUUGAGUCACUAGAUCUUUUUGCUGUUGAUUCAGAUGAGACAACGCCUACUGAAGAAGAGCCAACCCCACAGACAGAACUAUCAACAGCGCCGAGUAUUAAAACAUAUUCUGCAAUGAUGAGAUUUUUAUUGAGUCUUGACGGAGAUGAUAAGAAGGAAAUCAAUGUUGCUCUGACUCAUGAUAUUCAUUUCGUUACCGCUCAUCCAUGUGUAAAAUCUCAUAGUAUCGAAGUCUUGAAGUCUCCUACAAGUCCAUUAUUCCGACAAAAUGGUGAUGAAAGCGAUCAAAUUCCUAAUCCGAAUAUGGGCCACCCCCUUCACAAGGCUUUCACAUACACAAUCAUACCUCUCCAAUACAUACUCACAUCCCCGGCAUCGAAAUCUCUUUCCUCUCUACUCAUCUCACCACCGAGAUCACCAGUCGAAGGGGCUUGUUCGGCAAAUAUACAGGCUAGUACUCAUACUACUACAAGUAAUAUUCCAAAAGUUUUGGUGAUAGACUGUGCGAGUACCAUACUACCGCCUUCGCCUCCUGAUGAGGUAAAUGUGAAUUUGGAUUUGGAAGUGGAAAUUGGGAGUGGGGGGAGGAAAAAAGAAUUUGGAAGUGAUGCGGAAAUGUUGGUGAGAGCUUUAUGUGCAGAAAGGGGAUGGAAUGCGUUGAUCAGUAGGAAGGGGAGAGGAUGUUUAGCUUGUGCAGUUAGAGAGGCCGGGGCAAUAGGAUGGGGGGUCGUGAUUAGAGUUUAG
Messenger RNA from Botrytis fragariae, 2877 nucleotides. RefSeq names its product putative helicase-like protein. The transcript is spliced from 5 exons. Bases 1 to 2877 code for a protein of 958 amino acids. The record is from RefSeq and is a predicted model, not a curated record. Lineage: Eukaryota; Fungi; Ascomycota; Leotiomycetes; Helotiales; Sclerotiniaceae.